AUGCAGUCUGAACCCCACCAGGAAGAGGAGCAGGAGACCCCUUCUCUCCUGUGGGGUUUGGAUCCUGUGUUUCUAGCCUUUGCAAAACUUUACGUCAGAGAUAUCCUGGACCUGAAGGAGUCAAAGCAGGUGCCAGGUAUAUUUUUUUACAAUGGGCAUCCAAUAAAACAGGUCGAUGUCUUGGGCACUGUAAUCGCGGUGAGAGAACGAGAUGCUUUCUACAGUUAUGGAGUAGAUGAUAGCACUGGAGUUAUAAACUGUAUCUGCUGGAAAAAGCUGGACAAGACAGAGUCUUCAUCAGCUGCUGCUGCUGCUCCAAGCUCAGCAAGAGAUGUGGGCUUAACUUCACAGCUUAAGAAGUUGCAAGAAGCCAUUAAGCAGAGAACAAAAAUAGAAAUUGGUGACAUUGUCCGAAUCAGAGGCUAUGUCCGCAUGUACAGAGAAGAGCGAGAAAUUCAUGCAACCACAUAUUACAAAGUGGAUGAUCCUGUGUGGAGCAUUCAGAUUUCAAGGAUGCUUGAGCUGCCUGCUAUCUACAGAAAAGUUUAUGACCAGCCUUUCCGUAGCCUGGCCCUAGAGAAAGAAGCAGCAGUAAGCAACCCAGGCACCCUGGACCUUGCCAGCCUCAUACAUUUGCUGAGUGAAAAAGCCAAAGAAUUCCUCAUGGAGAACAGAGUGAAAACCUUUUACCAGCGGGAGUUGGAAAUGGUGGAGUCUUUGAUAACCCUAGCCAACCAGCCUGUGAUUCACAGUGCCUCCUCUGACCUGGUGGGAUUUAAGAAUGAGACGACGUCCAAGGCAAUUCAUAGUAUAUUUAAAAAUGCUUUACAGCUGCUCCAGGAAAAAGGACUUGUUUUCCAGAAAGAAGAUGGUUUUGACAAUCUAUACUAUGUCACCAGAGAAGACAAAGAACUUCACAGAAAGAUCCGCUGUAUCAUUCAGGAAGACUGUCAGAAGCCAAAUCACGUUGAGAAGGGCUGCCACUUCCUGCACAUCUUGUCCUGUGCCCGCCUGAGCAUCAGCCCAAACCUGAGCGAAGCUGUGGUGCGGCAGGUGCUGGAAUUCCUGGAGGACCAGAGUGACAUCGUCAGCACCAUGGAGCACUAUUACAUGGCAUUCUGA
Molecule: messenger RNA, 1122 nt
Organism: Elephantulus edwardii (Cape elephant shrew)
Lineage: Eukaryota; Metazoa; Chordata; Mammalia; Macroscelidea; Macroscelididae
Gene: STN1
Product: oligonucleotide/oligosaccharide-binding fold containing 1
Exons: 9
Coding region: 1-1122 (373 amino acids)
Biological process (GO): DNA replication; double-strand break repair via homologous recombination; telomere capping
Cellular component (GO): CST complex; site of double-strand break; chromosome, telomeric region
Molecular function (GO): single-stranded telomeric DNA binding
Source: RefSeq, a predicted model, not a curated record